Molecule: messenger RNA, 3264 nt
Organism: Talaromyces amestolkiae
Lineage: Eukaryota; Fungi; Ascomycota; Eurotiomycetes; Eurotiales; Trichocomaceae
Exons: 5
Coding region: 1-3264 (1087 amino acids)
Biological process (GO): extracellular matrix assembly; hyaluronan biosynthetic process
Molecular function (GO): hyaluronan synthase activity
Source: RefSeq, a predicted model, not a curated record
AUGAUCAGUAUCUUCGUGGCCGAAUAUAACAGAUGGGCAAAUGAAAAACGAAGAUCGAAGCUUCAUGAAACACCUCCCUCAACUCCUACCGGCGAUGUCGAAAAGGCACUCAUGGCAAUGCAAAAUGGCCCCCCUGGCGAGAUUACCAGGUGCAUGGCUGCGAUUGUUGGAUAUCGUGAAGAUCCCGAUCUCUUCUACCGCGCUUUAGAAAGCUACAAGGCGACAGAAGGCCUUGACUUCACUUUAGUGGGAGUGGAUGGGGAUCAAGCAGCCGAUAUGGAUAUGGUUCGCGUUUUUCAAAUGGUCUAUCCCAAAAAUUCCGCAGUAAUCCACCUGGAUGAGCCAUUCGGUGAAAUUGCCAUGCGAACAUACAGCAAGCUUGUUGACCCCGACAUGUGCUCACCAGAAGAUAUUGAAUAUUGCAACGAGCUUACAAUUGCUCAUUGCUGUCAGCUUGCUCGCGAAAUCUUGCGCGAGCACGAUAUCCAAUUAGACAAGACUCAGCCAGGCGGUGGAAUCACAAAACUUUGCAUAUACGAACCACACAUGCACAAGAAAGCAAUUAUGUUUACGUCGUUUAUCUUUUCAAUUGUUAUUUCCGAAGUCUUAGACGUUGAAUUCAUGUGGUCCUCGGAUUCCGACACUAUUGUCCUCCCUGAUUCACUGCAAAAGACUAUUGCGACGGUUGCAGGAGAUGAGAAUGCCGGAGGAGCCAGUUCCGGUCUGAUCGUUCACAAUGAGCACGACUCUUUAUGGACUAAGCUUGGCAGCGCAGUGUACUGGUGUGAACUAUAUUUGACGAGAUCUACUUCGGCUUCAUCAGGGACGAGUGAUUGUCAGAGUGGACCCAGUACCGUAUUCAGAAUAUCCACAUUGCCUGGAGUACUAUACUGCUGGUAUACACAAAAGGUCUUGGGCAAACGGAUGAUUGUGAAUGAGGACCGCCAUUUGACGACUAAUCUUUUACUCCGUGGGUGGACUGUUACCUAUGUAUCAGAUACCCUAACUGCAACCGAUACGCCCACCACUCUAAGCCGAUGGCUUCUUCAGCAGGUCCGCUGGGGUCGAGCAACCCAUAUCGAAACUUUCCAACAACCGAAAGUCUAUCUUUUGAACCAUCCCGUUUUCUUUUGGGCCGCCAUGAAGAGAGAAGUCGGUCCACUGAUCGUCUUUUUCUCAAUCUUGUACUACUUGAUUACCGGCCAUCCCUUUGUCUACUUUUGCUGGUGGGAUUUGGUCUUCCGUGCAGGCUACACUAUCAUCUACAACUGGCUUCGCAAUCCUGACCGUGGUCCAACAAAUGGUUUUGCCUGGAUCGUACCUGCCCUGUUAUUCUACAACCUACCUCUACCUGCUAUUCAAGUCUGGAGUAUGGCCACCGUACUUGAAGGCGGAUGGGGCACUACCAUGCGUUCGAACGGUGAGAUGUCCAAGCAGAACCAAAGCCAAUUGUGGAAACGAUGGCAUGAUCUCGGUCGCGCUGCUGUCCGUCGCACCCCGGUGCGCAAAAGUCGACGAAUGAACAACGGGACUUCAGCAACCGACAUUAUCACCUAUAUCGGUAUUCCACUCGCGGUACUUGGCGUCCUUCCGAUCCUAUAUUCGUUCAUUCGUGCCAUAGUCGUUCAACGUUCGAUCCGGCGCACCCUAUACCGCCAUGGCUUGCUCGAUUCUUCCAUCACGCGCGGCAGUUUGAUGGAAGGUAUAGUCGAAGUCGAACUUCCGCGAUGCACUAUUACUCCAUUAGAUCGAGACGAGGAUCCCGAAUACUGGAAGUUGAAUUCGCACCAGGUAUUCUUAAAAGGCGGCAGUUGGUCCGUAUUCAACUGGAAUACCUUGGUUACUGGGAGACAGCUUGUGCGAUGUCAAUACAAAGACGAGCUCAGAGUUCCCGAAGCGGACAUUGACUUUGAAGAUCUGAUCGCCUUUCUGCUAGACCGUGGAGCUAUUCCCGACCCAAAAGGAUGGCGCCUGCUCAAGUCGAUAGGCUUGUGGACACCGACCGGUACUGCCUUGCUUUUACCACCCAGAGGAAUGCCAGGGACUGUUCUCAAAGUCGCAACGCCAGACAACGCGGACGGUCUGUUAAGUUUACAGGUCAAUUGGAAAACAGAGUGGGACACUAGAGGAUCUUUCAGUUUACCCCCGUUCUGGGUGAGGUUGAAGCAACCUGGUUGCGGCAAGUUGUUGGCCGAUGGAAAAGAAACAAUGGGCGAACCUGAAACUUUUGAGAUUCAGGACGACCUUACGGAAUCCCAAGAAACUCAUGAGCCUCGGACCCAGGACAUAAGUCGCGACAGCACACUUGUCACCGAAACCGAAACAACGCCGGAAAUAUCAGCCUCUCAGCCCCUUGUCAAACUGAUUGAAGAAGGGAAACUACACAUCACCACAACACCUAAUGAUAGCUUCCGCUUCAAACUGGAUGGCAACCGUGUGCAAAAAGUUCUUUUUGAAGAUGAGGAAUUACCUACGGGAGAGAUCCGCGAAAUGGCCAGUGCAGGUGACACAGCCAACAUAUGGUUCAUUUCCGCUGCAUCGUCAUUGAGCCAAAGCCUGGAAUGCGAACUCUGGAAUUUCACCAUUCCGAAUCAAAUAACAAGUUUUGUCAAGCGCAAGUCUGUGCCCUGUGGUGUGAUGGUGCUUCUGGGCAUACUUAACGACGACGACGUGCCUCCAUGGUCGUCACCGCCGCCUUCCCUUCACGAAAGUGCACAUGAAAUGGGCGAACGAAUGCGAAAAGACAUGUACGAGCGACAAUUAGAGAGCGCUAUGCCUCCAGCACAGGCUGCUGAGGCACGCCGUGUCAGAAUGAUGCGGAGCGCCAAUGAAUUUCAUAACCAGCAUAUCGCUCGUCAAAAGGCCUUGCAAGAAUAUGAGGACCGACGGCUAAUCGAAGCUAUUCAAUCGUCACGCUUGGAGAAUGGUACGGUUGCGCAAGCUACAUUGGCAUACCUCGUUGCUGAAAAGGUUGUUCCUGAAGAAUACACCAUUAAGGAUCUCGCGAUCGCCGUUCUAUACCUCAUGGUUGUCGAUAACGCAAAAGCUAAGCUCAUUGGAGAUAUUCUGGAGCGGUGGGCUCUCUGGAGCCAAUUCGGAGGAAUGCAGAAGGUACAAUUGGAGCUUCUGAUCAAGAACAAAGUUGCAUUUUGUUACGCGGCGGCACUUGUCGCUGUUGUUUACCACGCAGAAUCGGGAGAUAGUAACCCAUCAACGGAUAUGCUUGAAUGCCUCAAAUCAUGGAAGAGGGUGAGGCUUGGCUGA